AUGGAAUCGUCAGACGAACCAAAAGUACAGUUUCUAGACGAACAAGUGUUAACGAGUGAUGUCACGACUUCUGGAGCAUCUUCAGCAAGAAGUGAAUUCGAGGCAGUCACCGCCACGACCUCUAUGACCUCGAUCAUGACCAACACCGACAGAGCCAGCACUUAUGAUCAGAGUACUGAAGCAGUUUCAAAGUUAGUGGACGCAAAGGACGUUGCAGACGAGAUCUCAGAGAGAGAGUCUAGAGUGCAAGCCUCUGAAAAUGUGGACGAUGUCGAUGUUGAUGAUCUGAGCGAACCAGAGGCGGAGAGGCUAGCGGCCAGUUACGCACGUAUGGUAAAUAAAGGCAAACCUUUGGGUGAGCGAGUCAAAAAGGCACCGAAACAAGUCCUCCAAAUCAUGCAAUAUACUAGAUUGAUGGAGGAUCGGAUGCAAGCCCUUGAGAGUGAGGUUCGGGAAUUGAAGAACAUCAAAGAUGAGGACGGGAACAAGACAAACGAUUCAGAUGAGUCAAUAGCAGCGGAUAGGAAGUUGUUGCCUCCCCGUUUGAUUCCUGCGACUCGUCGAGCAGCAUGGUCAGAAUAUGCAGCAGCGCCACACACACAUGCAAUCGAAGUUCUUUACGGUGAGCCUGACGAUACACUGGCGCAUCAAAGUGCUGCAGAUAUUUGGAAAAAGCGCAAACUCUCAAACCAACCGACUAUUCAGAAGGUUGUCACUCCCUUGGCGUACAGAGAGGUAGUAGCACCUUUCAAACCAUUUGUCCUUUGUGAGGAUAAGAUUCGGGCACAUACGCAGACAUUGAUAGAACGUCUCGAGAAGCUUGAAGCUGAGGCAGAUACACAAGACUACCCGGUCACCAAGACCAAUUUGACAUCGAAAAUGUCAGGGGUGGAUAUACCAUUAAUGGCAGAAAAUCCGAGUGUGAGAGUGGAAGAGGAGGCGAAGCGUUCUAUUGGCAAUUCGAUUACAGACGAAGCGACCUCCCAGCCAGAAGACGGUGUCAAGUCAGCCACUGAAACAUUUAAACAGCCAUCCUGUAUGAUUCCAGUUGUUGACGGCUUUGACACAAGAGUUCUCUCGGGAGAAGAGGACCUGAAUCCUCAGGACAUCGCAUGUCUGAUGUACGCUUGUAAUCUAUCGCGCAAGCAAGCAUCAUCAAAGCUCUCGGAGGGCGAACAUGACAUAUUCAGAGCUGCGCUUACUGAGGCUGCGAAGGAGGAAGAAAAAGAACUAUGGGAGAAAAAUGCCGCAUUGUUCGAAGCGCGACUUCUCGUUCAAGAAUGGAAUGCCGUUAUCAGCCUCUUGGACAAUGAACUAGCCUCAGUCAUUAAGGUGCGCAAAGAGUUGAAGAGCGGGGAUAGAGAAGAAGUUGGCUUCGAUGAUCUGGCCUACAUGUUUGAGCCGGGUCAAUACGUGGUGACCUCUGAGGAUCAGUCAAGAAUGCUGCGGGUCUUCUCUGUGACUGGCGGCCGAAGAUUGUUGAACGACAAACUGAAGUCGGAUUCGGAGGGAAACAGAGAUGAUCUAUUAACUGCAGAAAAGGCAAUCACAAACUUCAGGAGUCUAUUUCAGGCCGAGAAAUACAGUCCCUUGGCCGUGGACUGCUAUCAGUUUGACUUCAACGGUACAUUUUUCGGGCCGGUCCAGACCACCUUCUACAUCAAGAAAUUUGAUGACAUUCAGAACGUAAGGUCCCAACCAGUCUUCCCCACCAACUUCCUUAUAAAAGAAGAUGGCCUGAAGUCAACACUAGCAACCAGGGGAAAGAAGUUCUUGGAGCUGUGCUCUCUUGAUCAUGUAGUGCAUAGAGAAUACGACGGUCUUAGUCUGGAUGAUCCACCUGAGCAAAUAGAUAGCCAAGUUAUCGUGGAUUUCGACAUGGCUUCACGUGUGGCAGAACCACAACAGCCAAAGGGUAGCGCAUGGAUACCAAGACUUGGACUUGACAGCCCGACGAAAACCGAUGAAAGGGAGAUGGAUCCAAAGAACGAGAAUUGUGUCUUUAGGGAUUGUAUCUUUUGCUACGCUCCCGUACUGAAUGAUCAGUCAGACGACCAGAAGCGUAGCAAGGACUUUGUUCUGGGCACUUCGCUACUCAAGGGUCCAGCGAUCAAAGCCAAAGAUUUUUGCCCAGAAGAUAUGAUGCUAUUGUCGCAUAGGAUUUUUGGCUUCGUACUCAGGAGUCGCAAGUGGGCUCGGCUCCACAUUGAUCAUAUCUCCCCUGUUAGACGCGAUGAGAAAAACUUUGAGAGGUUGGUUCUUCCAAAAGGCUAUAGAUCGCUUGUACGAGCCUUAGUCGAAACCCAUUUCAAGAAACCCGAUAUGAAUGCCGCGGAAGAUGCCCGUUAUAAUGUCGACUUAGUCCGAGGGAAAGGCAAAGGCCUUAUCAUUCUUCUCCAUGGAGCUCCUGGCGUUGGAAAAACCUCAACUGCAGAGUGUGUAGCCGAGCAUACUGGGAGGCCUCUGUUUCCCAUAACUUGUGGAGACAUUGGCGAGACCGCAAAUGAGGUUGAGAGAAACCUUGAUCUCUGUUUCCAAAUGGCGCAUCGCUGGGGGUGUGUUCUUCUUCUCGAUGAGGCCGACGUUUUUCUUGCCAAACGAAGCAAGACCGAUCUCCGCAGGAAUGCCCUUGUGUCAGUUUUCCUUCGGGUACUCGAGUACUAUGCUGGUAUUUUGUUCUUGACCACCAAUCGAGUCGGCACAUUUGACGAGGCUUUCAAGUCCAGGAUUCAUAUGAGCCUCUGGUAUCCUAGACUUAGCGAAAAAUCCACCAAAAAGGUGUGGCAAAUGAAUUUAGACAGGACGGUUGAGAAAAAGGAAGAACUGGGCUUGAAAGUUGACGAGAGAAAGAUUUUGAGUUUUGCUGAUGAUCAUUGGAAAACGUCCAAUGAAGAAGAUUCGGGAUUCUGGAAUGGUCGACAGAUCCGCAACGGUAUGGUCCCCUAUUCUCAAGCACAAACUUAUGCUGAUUCAAAGACAACAGCUUUUCAAACCGCGAUUGCGCUCGCACAGUGGCAGUUGAAAGAAUUCAAAGGCGAAAGUAAAGAAGUUGUGCUCAAUGACAAACAUUUCAUUAAAGUUUCCAAAGCCUCGCGCGACUUCGACAAAUACUUGAAUAGGACACUCGGUGGUUCAACGGAAGCAGACAGGGCUUUGGACGUUGGAGAGCGUGCCGAUAAUUGGGAUGAUGAUGAUUCGGAGGAGAGGGAAAAAAAAGAGAUUCGAAAGAAAAAGGCAAGGAGGGAGAGGGAAAGACCGACAGGGAUCAACGUGGCAGACUUUAGUGGAUCGAAGAAGGGAAAGAAGGGUAAGAAAACGAGGAAAGAGGAAAGUAGCAGUGGCUCAGAAAGCGACGAGUCUAACCCUCGUAAAUAUAAGGGAAGAACGGAAGAGAGCGAAAGCGAAUCCGACGACUAG
Glarea lozoyensis ATCC 20868 is the source of this 3417-nucleotide messenger RNA. RefSeq names its product P-loop containing nucleoside triphosphate hydrolase. Lineage: Eukaryota; Fungi; Ascomycota; Leotiomycetes; Helotiales; Helotiaceae. Gene Ontology annotation, molecular function: ATP hydrolysis activity; ATP binding. The transcript has 4 exons. The coding region runs from base 1 to 3417 and encodes 1138 amino acids. The record is from RefSeq and is a predicted model, not a curated record.